GUAGACGGAGAACUAGAAUUUUUGAACGGGAAAAACAAAGACGAACAUGAUAUCGCAUUCCCUCCCCCGACACAGAACAUGAACAGCCAACGGGGCGAACAAGAUGAAGGCACGAGACUGACGUGUGCAGCGGGCUCAGCCACGGGUCGUGCAAAUUUUGCCUGUGCUGUGGAGAACUUCAAGGGUAGUUCCUCCUGCCGUCCAAACCCGGCCUUCGUCGGGAUCUACCGUGAUCGGUUGGAAAGCCUGUAUUGGGCGGUAGACAGCGGAUCAAGGACACCAAAAUCAAAAGCUGCAGUGGCAGCAUCUAUUUCCCCAGCAUCGUCUUCAAC
This is a messenger RNA of Amoebophrya sp. A120, 332 nucleotides long. Lineage: Eukaryota; Dinophyceae; Syndiniales; Amoebophryaceae. The record is from the annotation of a GenBank genome assembly.